Messenger RNA from Armigeres subalbatus, 2476 nucleotides. RefSeq lists its product as uncharacterized. Gene Ontology annotation, biological process: maturation of LSU-rRNA; rRNA base methylation. Gene Ontology annotation, cellular component: nucleolus. The coding region runs from base 115 to 2415 and encodes 766 amino acids. The record is from RefSeq and is a predicted model, not a curated record. The transcript has 3 exons. Lineage: Eukaryota; Metazoa; Arthropoda; Insecta; Diptera; Culicidae. Gene Ontology annotation, molecular function: rRNA (cytosine-C5-)-methyltransferase activity; RNA binding.
AACAAACGUGCUUUCUGUUUCUGUUUUGACUUCAGUGGAACUGGAUGUACAUCGCCAUUAGGUCGCCCUGAAAUUGUCUUUUAAAAACGCUUUUUUUUAUGCUAGUUCAUUAAAAUGGGGCGUAAGGUGAACUUUUCAGAGGUGCCGAAAAAAGGUCCAGGUCGAAAAUCCAAAAAGCAAAAGGAUCCUACUUUUAACAAAAAAAUUUUCAAAGAUGAAGAAAAUACCGAGGAUGCAAAAAAAUUGUCUCAUCGUCAAAAAAUUCGUGCUAAGAAACGCCAACAACAAAAAAUUAAGAAACAUGAGCUCAAUGCCAAAAACAAGGAGCGUAAAGUAAAAGCUUCAGUUUCGGCUAAAGUUCAAAAGUAUACAAGUGACGAUGAGUCGGAAGAGGAAAAUAACAUGCAAAACCAGUUGCCCAUCCAGAUGGAUGUGCUGAAAAGUAAGGCAAAAUAUGCUAAGAUUGCAAACAAAGGAGUUGUCAAAUCUUUGGCCAAAAAGCCUAUAGAUGAAGAAACUGAAUCUGAUAACGAAGAGUCCUCAAACGAUGAGGAGUCUAAUGCAAAAUCAAAAAUUAAAAAAAGUCGAGAUAUAUUGGCAAGUGAUGACGAUUCCGAUAUGUCCGAUAACGAAUCCAGCACAAAAAUUGGUAAACUGCAAGAUUUUAUUGACUCCGAUGAAGAGGAAAAGGGGAGUGAUGACGAUACUGUAGAGAGUGAUGAAGACUCUGAAGAAGAUGCUGACCAAGAGGCCGGUUUCAUGUUGCCAAUUGAGAAAGCUGGGAAAAAGUUGAAGAAGAAACUUGCGGAAGAAAAACGUUUGGCUGAUGCAGAAUUGCAAGAUCUAGCAGCAAAUAAAGAGAAGUUUCAGUUCCCAGAGCAAGACGAUCAAGGUGGACCUUCCAAUCUUCAGGAUAUACAUAUACGGAUAAAAGAUGUUGUAGGAGUAUUGGCUGAUUUUUCCGUCAAUCGUGAUGCCAAUAGGUCUAGGACAGAAUACAUGGAACUUUUGUGUAAGGACUUAUGUGUCUACUAUUCAUACAAUGAGUUCUUCAUGCAAAUGCUGAUGAAGCUCUUUUCUCCGAAUGAACUGUUGGAGUUUUUAGAAGCUUCUGAAGUGCAACGGCCGCUGACGAUUCGAACUAACAGUCUGAAAACACGUCGGCGUGAUUUGGCGCAAGCUCUCAUCAAUAGAGGGGUUAAUCUGGAUCCGAUUGGAAAAUGGUCGAAGGAAGGAUUAGUCGUGUACACAUCGCAGGUACCGUUGGGAGCUACCCCGGAGUAUCUUGCCGGACACUAUAUGAUCCAAGGAGCGUCUAGUAUGUUACCUGUUAUAGCCCUGGGCCCGGAAGAAAAUGAAAGAAUUCUUGACCUCUGUGCAGCUCCUGGUGGCAAAAGCUCGCAUAUCGCAGCUUUGAUGAAAAAUACGGGUGUUCUGUUUGCGAAUGACGUGAACAAAGAUCGACUUCAAGCAGUCGUGGGCAAUUUCCACAGAUUGGGAAUACAAAAUGCCAUUGUUACGAGCAUCGAUGGAACCAAGUAUCGGGACGUUAUGUCUGGGUUUGACCGUGUGUUGUUAGAUGCCCCUUGUACAGGAUCUGGUGUUAUUUCUAAAGACCCCAGCGUAAAAACAACAAAAACCGAAGUCGACAUACAGCGUUGCUAUAACCUCCAGCGAAAAUUAUUGUUAACAGCAAUCGACUGCUUGAGUGCAAACUCCGAAACUGGAGGAUUUUUGGUGUAUUCAACUUGUUCAAUUCUCCCGCAAGAAAACGAAUGGGUUGUGGAUUAUGCACUAAGAAAAAGAAAUGUUCGAUUGGUCUCAACCGGCUUGGAUUUUGGAAAUGAAGGAUUUGUAAACUUUGCUGGUCAGAAGUAUCAUCCUUCAAUGAAGUUGACUCGUCGAUUUUACCCACACACGUACAAUAUGGAUGGAUUUUUCGUGGCAAAAUUGCAAAAGUUCUCAGACACCAUUCCAAACUCCAAGAAGGAAGAUACGGAUGAAGAGGUAAUUGAGGAAGAUCAAGAACAAGAACUACCGAAAAAGAUUGAUAAGCGUGAUUGGUUUUACAAAGACAUAAUCGAGAAACGGAAAAAGCAGCGUGAAGAUGCAAACCAUGUUGUUAAAAUCUUCGAAAAGCCUUCCAAAAAUAAACGGAAAUCUGAAAAUUUGGUUACGAAUGGCAAAACAAUAUCGUCAGUAGAAGAACAUAAUACAGCUCUAUCAAGUGCUAUUAAGCCAUCAAAUAAAAAGUUGAAAUUAUCGGAUAAAAAAAUGAAAAAGCGUCAGUCGAUGCCAGAAUUUAUCAUGGAAUCGGAAGCAAAUCACGAAGCCAUUCAAAAGACACCAAAAUCAAAAAAACUUCACAAAAGGUUAUCGCUCCCUGGGUCACAUAUUCGUAUUAACAAGAAGUAGUUUUCUAAAAAUGUCCUAUUUGUGAAUUUGUUAUUAAAUAAAGAUUAUUUAAUACAAAUUA